Eimeria mitis is the source of this 849-nucleotide messenger RNA. RefSeq names its product pantoate--beta-alanine ligase, putative. The transcript has 4 exons. NCBI's taxonomy places the organism in Eukaryota, Apicomplexa, Conoidasida, Eucoccidiorida, Eimeriidae. Bases 1 to 849 code for a protein of 282 amino acids. The record is from RefSeq and is a predicted model, not a curated record.
AUGAAGGUGCACAUACACCCGAGAGAAUUGAGAAGCCCCCCAACAGCAGCAGCAACAGCAGCAGCAGCAGCAGCAGCAGCAGCAACAGCAGCAGAGUGGGAGGAGACAGUACAGCAGCUCGAAACACUCGAGCUCUCUGACCCCGCUGUCUCGUCUCUGUCUCCACAGGAGAGAGAGCAGCUAUGGCCAAGCCCCCCAACAGCAGCAGCAACAGCAGCAGCAGCAGCAGCAGCAGCAGCAGCAACAGCAGCAGAGUGGGAGGAGACAGUACAGCAGCUCGAGACACUCGAGCUCUCUGACCCCGCUGUCUCCUCUCUGUCUCCACAGGAGAGACAGCAGCUGUGGCCGUGGGUAGCAGAGAAGGAUGCAGCAAACCACCACUACUUGCUGCUGCAGCAGCCGCUGCAGCAGCAGCAGCAGCAGCAGCAGCAAGCAGGAGGCCCCAUAUGCAGACUCAUAGGAUACUUAGCUUAUAAACAAAACCCCCAAAACUCUUCUCUUUCUCUCCUUCGUAUCUUUAUCUCACCAUCACAAAGAAGAAGAGGAACAGGCGAGGCAUUCUUCGGCGCAUGCAUGCUCAUCAUACACCAGCAGCAGCAGCAGCAACAGCAGCAGCAGCAGCAGCAGCAGCAGCAGCAGGAGGUGACAUGCUUCGUGCCCCGCCUAGCCGUCAAGUUUGUUGAAAGCCUUGGAUUCACUGAAACGGUUGGGGGCCCCCAAAAGAGGCCCCUAGAGGGGCCCCCCAGGGGGCCCCCCUCUGUUGCUGUAUCUCUAAACCUACCAGCAUUCGUGCAGCGCCUGCUGCGGCCCCGCAGGCCUGUUGCUAGCGCCCCCAAAAGAGGCCCCUAG